AUGCCUUUCGUCGAUGCAGACCCAGAAAAACAGGGUAGCAACGGCAACGUUUCCAGCACGGGCUACAGCGAGAAUGUCGUCCCUAAAGAGACGUCACCCCGUCCAGUUCAUGGAUGGAAGGUCGCCGACAUUCAACCCGUGAUUCUCGACUUAUUCGGCGAAGUGUCACUUCUUCCAUGGAUCGGAGUCGGGUUUGCUCUCGGCACUAUGUGCGUACUACCAUGGGGCAAGGUCUACGGAGUAUUCAACGUCAAAUACGUCUAUCUGUUCAAUAUCGCACUGUUUGAAAUUGGAAGCGCAGUGUGUGGCGCGGCCCCGAAUAUGACUGCUCUCGUGGUCGGCCGUGUCAUCGCCGGGGUGGGCGGGUCGGGGAUGUACUCGGGGACGCUAAGUUUUGUGGCCAUGUUGACCUCACUGAAGGAGCGACCAAUCUAUAUGGCUGGAAGCACCGUUAUCUGGGGAGUCGGAAGUGUUCUUGGCCCGGUGGUCGGUGGUGCGUUUGCAGAUAGCUCUGCGACAUGGCGAUGGGCAUUUUACAUCAAUCUCCCUAUUGGAGCCGUCUUCGCCCCAUCCUACCUCUUCCUCGUCCCCAGCGUCGACCCGCAGCCGUCCAAAAGCUGGACAGAAAAGUGUCAUAUGGUAGACUGGAUCAUGACGACCAUGUUCCUUGCAGGAUCUGCCAGUCUGGUCAUGGCUAUCACGUUUGGUGGCACGCUGUAUGCCUGGAGCUCCUCGAACGAGAUUGUCCUCUGGGUUGUAGCGGGAGUCCUUCUAAUCAUCUGUAUUGUCCUGGCGAAAUUCCAUCCAGGUGUGGAUAAAGAUAACCGGCUCUAUCCAGCGCAUUUCUUUAAACGACCUAUCUUGAUCAACCUUCAGCUGCAGAUGUUCUUGGUGUCUGGUAUUGUGCUAGCAAUGACCUACUAUAUUCCAUUAUUCUUCCAGUUUAUACGAGGAGACGGCCCCUUGGACGCAGGCGUCCGCCUUCUCCCCUUCAUCAUCUCCAUGGUCGUCUUCGCCAUGGGCAACGGAGCACUAAUGCCCAAACUACCCUACAUCCUACCCUGGCAUCUCUUCGGCAGUGCACUUGUCGUUGCCGGAACAGGACUACUGUACACCGCAGACCUCAACACCUCCAACGCCAAAAUCUACGGAUACAGUAUCCUUGUCGGAGCCGGAUCAGGAUGCUACGCCGUCGCCGGGUUCGCCGUCGUCCAAUCCCUCGUUCCACUAAAGGAGAUACCGAAUGCCGUGAGUGCAAUGGCAAUUUCUCAGGACCUAGGCAUGGUUAUCUUCCUCGCUAUGGCUGGGUCUAUUUAUCAGAAUCUUGCGUUGCAGAAAGUGGCCCAGACUAUGCCAGCGCUGAGUGCGGCUGAUAUCACGAAUCUCGUUGCUGGGACGAGUAGUCGCACGUAUAAGGUGUUGUCGGAGGAGGAAAGAGCUCUGGUCACGCCGCAGAUUACGGAUGCCAUGAGUAAUGUGUGGUUGUUCUUUUUGGUGGCUGGGAUAUUGAGCUUUGUUCUUACGCCUCCUUUGGGGAAAACUAGGUUAAAAGGAGCGAAUUCCACUGAGGGAGUGGCUUGA
Aspergillus pseudotamarii is the source of this 1581-nucleotide messenger RNA. RefSeq names its product major facilitator superfamily-domain-containing protein. Bases 1 to 1581 code for a protein of 526 amino acids. Gene Ontology annotation, biological process: transmembrane transport. The record is from RefSeq and is a predicted model, not a curated record. Gene Ontology annotation, molecular function: transmembrane transporter activity. The transcript is spliced from 9 exons. NCBI's taxonomy places the organism in Eukaryota, Fungi, Ascomycota, Eurotiomycetes, Eurotiales, Aspergillaceae.